GUACACGUGUGUGUGUGGAUCACUCGCUACAUAUACAGGCAGCUGCGGCACCAGCGGAGCGCGACGAGAGCCAUGGGCCCCGUGACCAAGUUUCUACUCAAGAGGAAGGAGGUGAUCCCCAUUGUGGUGUUCCUGGGAUUUACGGUCGGAGGAGGAGUCCUCAUGGGCAUCUACAGCCUCCUCACGAAGAGCGACGUCGUGGUCAAUAAGAGAGGGAACCCCACUCCGUGGGAGAACAUCGAUCCCAGUCAACCCCAGAAGCUCUACACCAUCACGCAGCAAUGGGAGCCUGUGGAGGCCCUGGAGCUCGUGAAGAAAGCCACGCGAUGAGAACUGAGACAACCCGAACGCUCCUAUCAAUAGAAGUCCUGGUGAUGUGGACCUAAGAAGAAUACAAUUACCACCAUCAUCGUCAUCACCACCACCUUCACCACCACCAUAAUUAAUAUCACCACAACCAUCAUCAUCACCACCACCAUCAUCAUAACCGCCGCACAACAUAUCGUUCUGCUACUGUACAUCCUGAAUGCUGUACAGGGGUGCAAAGCUGCACGGCUUGAGGCUGGGAUAUCCCCGUGAUGCACCUGCGGUGUCCCUGGGAUGUCCCAGUGAUAUCCCUGGGAUGUCCCUGGCAUGUCCCUGGGAUGUCCCUGGCAUGUCCUAUAGAUGUCCCUGUGAUGUCUCUGCGAUGUCUCUGCGAUGUCCCUGGCAUGUCCUAGGGAUGUCCCUGUGAUGUCUCUGCGAUAUCCCUCGGAUGUCCCUGUGAUGUCCCUGCUAUGUCUCUGCGAUGUCCCUCGGAUGUCCCAGUGAUAUCCCUGGGAUGUUCCUGGUAUGUCCUUGGGAUGUCCCUACGAUAUCUCUGUGAUGUCCCUGUGAUGUUUCUCGGAUGUCCCUGCGAUGUCUCUGCGAUGUCCCUGUGAUGUCCCUCGGAUGUCCCUGCGAUGUCCCUGCGAUGUUCCUCUUUCUCCUGUGUUUAAAAAUAAAUAGAUAAGUAAAUAA
This is a messenger RNA of Petromyzon marinus (sea lamprey), 999 nucleotides long. It is a transcript of the gene COXFA4L3, whose product is annotated as cytochrome c oxidase associated subunit FA4L3. Gene Ontology annotation, cellular component: respiratory chain complex IV. NCBI's taxonomy places the organism in Eukaryota, Metazoa, Chordata, Hyperoartia, Petromyzontiformes, Petromyzontidae. The record is from RefSeq and is a predicted model, not a curated record.